Messenger RNA from Cylindrotheca closterium, 1434 nucleotides. The record is from the annotation of a GenBank genome assembly. Lineage: Eukaryota; Bacillariophyta; Bacillariophyceae; Bacillariales; Bacillariaceae.
AUGAUGAUAUGCAAAAAAGUCUCCCUUUUGUGCCUGUUGGCCUUUGUCACGAAUGCCAAUGCAGGGUUCUGGAGUGAAACUGAAGACAACAAGGAACCCAAACAGCCAGACGAACCAGUGGAAUAUGGAGUGGAUGUCAGUUUCCCAAUUCACCACGAAGAGAUCUCCACCAAUUACGAUUGGUUGCCCCAUAAUGUUGAUACAUCCAUUCAAACUCCCCGACAAUAUCAGGACAUGGUUCGCCAACCUCUCGGCCACCGAAAGGAGUUUUACGAAAAGUUUUUGGACAGCUGUGUGAGACACUUUGGAAGUAAGGGUCAAAGAUGUGUGGUAAACGAGGCGGACCGUAUUGCCAUGUCACUUCGCCAACCUCAGAGUAUGCAGAACUACACAGAGGUUGGUUUCAAGAAAAUCAGGGCUCCGGAGGCAGUCUUUAAGGUGAUCAAGGAAUUUUGGGAUAAGAACAAGGACAAGGGCAAACCAGAACAAUGGGGUGUAGGCAACACGUACACCAACAACUGGGAAGCUCACUCAAAGAUGGUCAGUGUGGAAGACACAAAUCUGCGAGGAGGAGGCCGAGGACUUAAACAAAAGAUCUGGAAUGCUGCUCGAGAUGUGAUUCAAGAAUGGACUGGCGAAGAGUUGACCGAAUGCUCACUCUAUGGUAUUCGCAUUUACCCCACUGGUAGCGUUCUUGCGACACACGUCGAUCGACUUCCUCUUGUUUCUAGUGCGAUCAUCAAUGUUGCCCAGGAUGUCGACGAACCAUGGCCACUGGAAGUCUAUGGACAUGACGGAAAGGCAUACAAUGUGACCAUGGAGCCUGGUGAUAUGGUGCUUUAUGAAUCCCACAGUGUGUUGCAUGGACGUCCAUUCCCACUCAAGGGACGAUUCAUGGCCAACGUUUUCGUUCACUUUGAACCAGUGGGACACUCCUUGAGACACAAUGCCAAGGAAACUGGAGGGGGUGAUGUUGAUCAGAAAUAUCGGGAUGCAUUGCAGCGAGGAUCCGGAGGUCAUGAAAGUGACUUGCCCCCAUAUGUGAUUCCUGGAACACCGGAAGAAGAACACUGGAGACAACAACACCCAGGAGGUCAUAAAUCGGCCCGCAGAUCUUCCGUGACUGGUUCUACCUUUGCUCACAAGGCCGCCCAAGGAGGUGAUCUUGCGGCAUUGCAACGAGAAGUUGCCAAAAAGAAGGAAAUCAUCCACGCCAAGGAUUCCAAUGGCUGGACGCCAUUUCACGAAGCCGCCCGCGGAGGCCACAUGGAUAUUGCAAAGUACCUUUUGGAGCAGGGUGCAGAUGUCAAUCAAAGAACCAAUACGGAUGGUGGCACGGCCUUGUGGUGGGCAAAGCAAGAACUUGGGACAGAUCACCCCAUGAUUAGCCUCUUGGAGAGUGUGGGAGCCCUAGAGAUUGGUCCAGACUUGUAG